Molecule: messenger RNA, 483 nt
Organism: Penicillium vulpinum
Lineage: Eukaryota; Fungi; Ascomycota; Eurotiomycetes; Eurotiales; Aspergillaceae
Gene: cyn1
Product: putative cyanate hydratase
Exons: 3
Coding region: 1-483 (160 amino acids)
Molecular function (GO): cyanate hydratase activity; DNA binding
Source: RefSeq, a predicted model, not a curated record
AUGUCUCUCGCAACUCUAGACACUGCAGAGCACCCCAAUCUCCCCGCCGCAUGCACAACGCUCUUCAAAGCCAAGGCAGCUCGCCAGCUGACCUUUGAGCAAAUUGGUGCCCAACUUGGUCGCAAUGAAGUAGCCACAGCUGCUAUAUUCUAUGGCCAGGCCAAGGCGUCGCCCGAAGACAUCAAAAAGCUAGCCGAUAUACUUUUCAUCCCCGAGCAGCCUUUGAAGGAACAACUCACCGGUUUCCCCGACCGCGGUCGCUCCGUCGAAAUGCCGCCCAAAGAGCCCCUGAUCUACCGACUGUAUGAGAUCGUGCAGAACUAUGGCUAUGCCUACAAGGCGGUUCUCAAUGAGAAGUUUGGGGAUGGGAUUAUGAGCGCUAUCUCGUUUUCAACCAAGGUUGAGAAGGAGACGGACGAGGAUGGUAAUAACUGGGCUGUUAUCACUCUUCGUGGCAAAUGGCUGCCCUUCUCUCGGUUCUAA